GUGCCGCGGAGCGAGGCUCCCUGGCUCUGCUCCUGUGAAACUCGCUCGGGGGCUCGGUUUCCACCUAUAAAAUGGGAGGAGGAGUCGCGACUACUAGCGGUUUGCGUGAGACUUAAAGCAGUUAGAGCUGAAAACCUCCUGGCGGUUGGAAGGGAACUGUGAGAUCUUCAAAGAACUCUAUGGGAAAAACACAUUCCACAAAAGAUAAAGCUGACCCAAAGCAGAAGCCUACUGAUGUAUUUGAUUUUCCUGAUAAUUCUGGUAUCUCUAGCAUCGACAGGCUGGGUGAACACGAGAAAGAUGAAGAACCUUAUGAAAUCUUUGAUCCUCCUUUACACAGCACUGCUAUAUAUGCUGAUGAAGAAGAAUUCUCCAAACACUGCAGCUCCUCUCUGCCUUCAACUCCGCAAGGAAAAGAAGUGGAGGAAUGGUCAGACACCUAUGAAGUUGAAGCAAGUGAAGACAUGUGUGUAGACAUGCCUGCAAAGAAGCCAGCAAGAAAAGUCAAGCCCAUUAGCAGUGAAUCCGAAAGCCCCGAAGAAGGUGAUAUAAGAAGGAAGGUUAAACCAGCAGAGAAAAUGAAUGCACAACACUGUGAACCUGUUCUAGAUCCACCACGUACGUCUUUGGAACUUCCAGAGAAACCAGCUGAGUCCGUCACUCCUAAAACAAUAGGACCCCUUAGUGCCACGUCUGCUGUUGAAAAAGAGCCUCUGGCAACAGAAAGUCAGUCGAAAAUUCAGAAAAAGAAGAUGUUUUCUGGCAGAAGGAAGAAAUCAAGAAGUAAAGCCAUAGACUCAGAUAUGUCCGACUAUGUUCAUAUUUGGUGUCUAAAAGGAAAGAAAGCCAGUGAUCUCACGGAGUUAGACGUUGUUCUGUCUGCAUUUGAGAAAACCAUCCUAGAGUAUAAAGAAAACUCAGAUUCUAAAAUCUGUAAGGAAGCCAUCAAAAAAUUUCAUUCUAAUGUGAAAGAAGAACUCCUCAAAAUGCUUAAGGACAUGCAGAUGUUGAAAACUCUGAAAAGGAAGAACACAAAGAUUUUUUCAGAUACGGAGAAGAAAAGGCAGCGCUUGCUGGAACUCCAGGAUGAACUGCUUCGGUUAGAGCCACAGAUGAAACAGCUACAAAUAAAAUACGACGAGCUUGAGGAGAAAAAAUCUUCCCUUAGGAAUGCAGCGUGUUUCUUAUCUAACUUAAAACAGCUUCAUCAAGAUUAUUCAGAUAUUCGAGAGAAAGAACCAAAUGUAAAAGAAACGUAUGAUUCCUCCAGCCUUCCAGCUCUGUUAGUCCAAGCGAGAACGCUUUUAGGAGCCGAGAACCAUCUGCAAGACCUCAACCAUCAGUUAGAGAAGCUCCUUGCCCAGAGCUGAGGCCAGGUCCGAAAGUACCAGAUAUAUAGACUAGUCUCCUGCUGCAGCCUGCUGUCGUCCAGUUCACGCUUUUGUAAAUAAAAACUCUCUGAAAAGGUAA
This is a messenger RNA of Hyaena hyaena (striped hyena), 1470 nucleotides long. It is a transcript of the gene CENPU, whose product is annotated as centromere protein U. The transcript is spliced from 13 exons. Lineage: Eukaryota; Metazoa; Chordata; Mammalia; Carnivora; Hyaenidae. The record is from RefSeq and is a predicted model, not a curated record. Bases 180 to 1370 code for a protein of 396 amino acids. Gene Ontology annotation, cellular component: nucleus.